This is a messenger RNA of Gorilla gorilla gorilla (western lowland gorilla), 6633 nucleotides long. It is a transcript of the gene EML5, whose product is annotated as EMAP like 5. The coding region runs from base 454 to 6363 and encodes 1969 amino acids. Lineage: Eukaryota; Metazoa; Chordata; Mammalia; Primates; Hominidae. Gene Ontology annotation, molecular function: microtubule binding. The record is from RefSeq and is a predicted model, not a curated record. The transcript is spliced from 42 exons.
CGGCUCGCUUGGUUCCGGGGUGCGCGGCGCGGGUCCGCCAGGCUGUGGCUAGAAAGCCGCGGCGGGGCGCGAGCGCCGCAGGUGACCGGGGCUGGGAGCUGCGUGCGCGGGCGGCGGCUGAGGAGCUGGAGGCGGGCCCUCGCUCUCGGCCCAGGCGCUACGGGCUGAGGAGACUAGGCGAGCCGAGGCGGGCGAAGGGCUCUGGGCAUCCACUUGACAGCCGGCGGCGCUCGCGGCCCUCAGCAUGUUCCGCGAGGCGAGGGUUUUCCUCCCGCCUGUGGGCUGAGGCGGCGGCGGCGGCCCCCGAAACGAGAUGCACCUGACGGGCGCGGCUUAGAGGACGCGGCUGGCGGGAAGUCCCGGCAGCCAGCGGGAGGGCUUUCGUUGCCGGGCCGCCGCCGCCUCCCGUCGCCGCCGCGGGCCCGAGCGGGAGCGGCGGGUGGGCGCCCCGACAUGGCGGCCCGGAGCGCCCCGAGCUGCCACCUGCGGCUCGAGUGGGUGUACGGCUACCGGGGCCACCAGUGCCGCAACAACCUCUACUACACUGCGGCCAAAGAGAUCGUAUACUUCGUGGCGGGGGUCGGCGUGGUGUACAGCCCGCGGGAGCACAGGCAGAAGUUCUACCGGGGCCACAGCGACGACAUCAUCAGCCUUGCAUUGCACCCUGAACGAGUGUUGGUAGCAACAGGACAAGUUGGGAAAGAGCCUUAUAUUUGUAUUUGGGAUUCAUACACUGUGCAGACCAUAUCAGUUUUAAAGGAUGUUCAUACACAUGGUAUAGCUUGCUUGGCGUUUGACUUAGAUGGACAGCGCUUGGUUUCAGUUGGACUUGAUUCAAAGAAUGCAGUUUGUGUUUGGGACUGGAAAAGGGGAAAAAUGUUGUCUAUGGCUCCUGGUCAUACAGAUAGAAUAUUUGAUAUUUCUUGGGAUUUGUACCAGCCAAAUAAACUUGUCAGCUGUGGUGUAAAACAUAUCAAGUUCUGGAGUUUAUGUGGAAAUGCUCUGACCCCAAAACGAGGUGUCUUUGGUAAGACGGGUGACCUUCAGACAAUACUGUGCCUAGCCUGUGCAAGGGAUGAAUUAACAUAUUCUGGUGCACUCAAUGGGGAUAUAUAUGUUUGGAAAGGAAUCAAUCUUAUACGAACAAUACAAGGAGCCCAUGCUGCAGGAAUUUUUAGCAUGAAUGCUUGUGAAGAAGGCUUUGCUACUGGUGGCAGAGAUGGUUGUAUUCGUCUUUGGGAUUUAACUUUUAAACCAAUUACUGUGAUUGAUCUCAGGGAAACAGACCAGGGAUACAAAGGUUUGUCUGUAAGGAGUGUGUGUUGGCGAGGUGACCACAUUCUAGUUGGAACACAGGACAGUGAAAUUUUUGAAAUUGUGGUGCAAGAAAGAAAUAAACCUUUUCUAAUUAUGCAAGGGCAUUGUGAAGGUGAACUUUGGGCACUUGCUGUCCAUCCUACUAAACCUUUGGCUGUGACUGGAAGUGAUGAUCGUUCGGUCAGGAUAUGGAGCCUAGUAGAUCAUGCAUUAAUAGCAAGGUGUAAUAUGGAAGAACCAAUUCGUUGUGCAGCUGUCAAUGCAGAUGGAAUCCAUCUUGCCCUUGGAAUGAAGGAUGGCUCAUUCACUGUACUUAGAGUAAGAGAUAUGACGGAAGUUGUACAUAUUAAAGAUAGGAAGGAGGCAAUUCAUGAGUUAAAAUAUUCACCAGAUGGAACUUACCUUGCUGUUGGAUGCAAUGACAGCUCGGUUGAUAUUUAUGGAGUUGCUCAGCGUUAUAAAAAAGUUGGCGAGUGUUUGGGAUCCCUUAGUUUCAUCACUCAUCUGGACUGGUCUUCAGACAGUAGAUAUUUGCAGACAAAUGAUGGAAAUGGGAAAAGACUUUUUUAUAGAAUGCCAGGAGGAAAGGAAGUGACAAGUACAGAAGAAAUAAAAGGUGUUCAUUGGGCUUCAUGGACAUGUGUUUCAGGCCUUGAAGUAAAUGGAAUUUGGCCCAAGUAUUCAGAUAUCAACGAUAUAAAUUCAGUAGAUGGAAAUUACAUUGGCCAAGUUUUAGUUACAGCUGAUGACUAUGGAAUUAUAAAAUUAUUCCGAUAUCCAUGUUUAAGAAAAGGGGCCAAGUUUAGAAAAUAUAUUGGCCAUUCAGCUCACGUAACUAAUGUCAGAUGGUCACAUGAUUAUCAGUGGGUUAUUUCUAUUGGUGGAGCAGAUCACUCUGUCUUUCAGUGGAAAUUUAUUCCUGAAAGAAAACUGAAAGAUGCUGUUCACAUAGCACCCCAAGAAAGUCUGGCUGACUCUCAUAGUGAUGAAUCAGAUUCAGAUCUGUCUGAUGUUCCAGAACUGGAUUCUGAAAUUGAACAAGAGACACAGCUCACCUACCGUCGACAGGUUUACAAAGAAGAUCUACCUCAGCUUAAAGAACAAUGCAAAGAGAAACAAAAAAGUGCUACUUCUAAAAGAAGAGAGCGGGCUCCAGGAAAUAGUAUUCGAUUACACUUUGUUCACGGUUACAGAGGUUAUGACUGUCGAAGUAAUCUGUUUUAUACUCAAAUUGGUGAAAUUGUGUACCAUGUGGCAGCAGUGGGUGUCAUUUAUAAUCGACAGCAAAACACACAGCGUUUUUAUCUGGGUCAUGAUGAUGAUAUUCUCUGCCUAACUAUUCAUCCUUUGAAAGACUACGUGGCAACAGGCCAGGUUGGUAGAGAUCCCUCAAUUCAUAUAUGGGAUACAGAGACCAUUAAACCAUUGUCCAUAUUAAAGGGCCACCACCAAUAUGGUGUUAGUGCCGUUGAUUUCUCAGCGGAUGGGAAACGUUUGGCAUCAGUUGGCAUAGAUGAUAGCCAUACUGUUGUGCUGUGGGACUGGAAGAAAGGAGAGAAACUUUCAAUAGCAAGAGGAAGUAAAGAUAAGAUUUUUGUUGUAAAGAUGAACCCCUAUGUGCCUGAUAAACUAAUUACAGCUGGAAUUAAACACAUGAAAUUUUGGCGUAAAGCAGGGGGAGGAUUGAUUGGAAGAAAAGGCUACAUAGGCACAAUGGGGAAAAAUGACACAAUGAUGUGUGCAGUGUAUGGAUGGACUGAAGAGAUGGCUUUUUCUGGAACAUCCACAGGAGAUGUGUGUAUCUGGAGAGACAUCUUUCUUGUAAAAACAGUGAAAGCGCAUGAUGGGCCAGUGUUCAGUAUGCAUGCAUUGGAAAAAGGGUUUGUAACUGGAGGAAAAGAUGGUAUAGUAGCUCUUUGGGAUGACUCUUUUGAAAGAUGUCUCAAGACCUAUGCUAUAAAAAGAGCUGCAUUGGCCCCGGGAUCUAAAGGUCUUCUCUUGGAAGAUAAUCCAUCUAUACGUGCCAUAUCAUUAGGACAUGGUCAUAUUUUAGUUGGCACAAAGAAUGGUGAAAUACUAGAAGUGGAUAAAAGUGGCCCAAUAACACUUCUGGUUCAGGGACACAUGGAAGGAGAGGUGUGGGGUUUAGCUACACACCCUUAUCUGCCCAUCUGUGCUACUGUAAGCGAUGAUAAAACCUUAAGAAUAUGGGAUCUCUCACCUAGUCAUUGUAUGUUGGCUGUCCGGAAGCUGAAAAAGGGUGGGAGGUGUUGCUGUUUUUCUCCUGAUGGUAAAGCUUUAGCCGUAGGUCUCAAUGAUGGAAGCUUCUUAAUGGCAAAUGCGGAUACUCUAGAGGAUCUUGUGUCUUUUCAUCACAGAAAAGAUGUGAUUUCAGAUAUUCGAUUUUCACCUGGUUCUGGGAAAUAUCUUGCUGUAGCAUCCCAUGACAGCUUUAUAGAUAUAUACAAUGUAAUGAGUAGUAAACGAGUAGGAAUAUGCAAAGGAGCUACCAGUUACAUAACCCAUAUUGAUUGGGAUAUUAGAGGAAAGCUUUUACAGGUCAACACUGGUGCUAAGGAACAAUUAUUCUUUGAAGCUCCCAGAGGGAAAAAACAAACCAUCCCCAGCGUGGAGGUAGAAAAAAUUGCUUGGGCAUCAUGGACAAGUGUACUUGGUUUAUGCUGUGAAGGAAUUUGGCCAGUAAUUGGAGAAGUUACAGAUGUAACUGCUUCUUGCCUCACCAGUGACAAAAUGGUUCUAGCUACCGGGGAUGAUUUGGGAUUUGUGAAGUUAUUUAGAUAUCCUACUAAAGGGAAAUUUGGAAAGUUUAAGAGGUAUGUGGCCCAUAGUACACAUGUCACAAAUGUUCGCUGGACUUAUGAUGACAGCAUGUUGGUUACCCUAGGCGGUACAGAUAUGUCUUUAAUGGUGUGGACAAAUGAGAUGGAAGGCUAUCGAGAAAAAAGGCCUUGUGAUAGUGAAGAAUCCGACAUUGAUUCUGAAGAAGACGGGGGCUAUGACAGUGAUGUUACAAGGGAGAAUGAAAUCAGUUACACCAUCAGAGCCUUAUCAACAAAUAUUCGCCCAAUGUUAGGAAUCAAGCCUCAUUUACAACAAAAAGAACCCUCAAUUGAUGAAAGGCCUCCAGUGAGCAGGGCCCCACCACAGCCAGAGAAACUCCAGACAAACAAUGUAGGCAAGAAAAAGAGACCUAUAGAGGACCUUGUGUUGGAGCUCAUUUUUGGUUAUCGAGGCAGAGACUGUAGGAAUAAUGUUCACUAUUUAAAUGAUGGUGAUGAUAUAAUUUAUCACACUGCAUCUGUUGGAAUUCUGCACAAUGUUGCUACAGGUUCUCAGAGUUUUUAUCAGGAACAUAAUGAUGAUAUUCUGUGCCUCACAGUAAACCAGCACCCCAAAUUUAUCAACAUAGUGGCAACUGGCCAAGUAGGUGAUUCAGCAGACAUGUCAGCUACAGCUCCUUCUAUUCACAUCUGGGAUGCAAUGAACAAGCAGACUUUAUCUAUCCUAAGAUGCUACCAUUCAAAGGGAGUAUGUUCAGUCAGCUUCAGUGCUACUGGCAAACUAUUGCUGUCUGUGGGACUAGACCCAGAACAUACUAUUACCAUUUGGAGAUGGCAGGAAGGUGCCAAAAUUGCCAGCAGAGCUGGUCACAAUCAACGUAUUUUUGUGGCAGAAUUCCGACCAGAUUCAGAUACCCAGUUUGUCUCAGUGGGAGUAAAACAUGUGAAGUUCUGGACCCUGGCAGGAAGAGCUCUUCUUAGCAAAAAAGGGCUACUGAGCACACUGGAAGAUGCCCGGAUGCAGACCAUGCUCGCUAUUGCAUUUGGUGCAAAUAACUUGACGUUUACAGGUACCAUCAGUGGUGAUGUCUGUGUGUGGAAAGAUCACAUAUUGUGUAGAAUCGUGGCGAGAGCUCACAACGGGCCUGUGUUUGCCAUGUACACCACCCUGCGAGAUGGACUUAUCGUGACUGGGGGAAAGGAAAGGCCGUCAAAAGAAGGAGGAGCGGUUAAACUGUGGGAUCAGGAACUGAGGCGGUGCCGUGCCUUCAGGCUUGAGACAGGACAAGCCACAGAUUGUGUUCGUUCUGUGUGCAGAGGCAAAGGCAAGAUCCUUGUUGGGACAAGGAAUGCUGAAAUAAUCGAAGUUGGAGAGAAAAAUGCAGCUUGUAAUAUUUUAGUUAACGGUCAUGUGGAUGGGCCAAUCUGGGGACUAGCUACACAUCCUUCCAGGGAUUUUUUCCUUUCUGCUGCAGAAGAUGGGACAGUGAGACUUUGGGAUAUUGCUGAUAAAAAGAUGUUAAACAAAGUGAAUUUGGGGCAUGCUGCUCGUACUGUGUGUUAUAGCCCUGAAGGGGACAUGGUGGCUAUUGGAAUGAAAAAUGGAGAAUUUAUCAUUUUACUAGUGAGUUCUCUAAAAAUAUGGGGAAAGAAGAGAGACAGGAGAUGUGCAAUCCAUGAUAUCAGAUUUAGUCCGGAUUCCCGGUACCUGGCAGUAGGUUCUAGUGAGAACUCAGUGGAUUUUUAUGACCUAACGUUGGGCCCCACUCUUAACAGAAUCAGCUACUGCAAAGACAUUCCAAGCUUUGUCAUUCAAAUGGACUUCUCUGCAGAUAGCAGUUAUCUCCAGGUCUCUAGUGGCUGCUAUAAACGGCAUGUCUAUGAAGUGCCUUCAGGAAAACAUCUUAUGGAUCAUGCCGCUAUUGACAGAAUUACUUGGGCUACAUGGACUAGUAUUCUAGGAGAUGAGGUUUUGGGAAUCUGGUCCAGACAUGCUGAGAAAGCUGAUGUCAACUGUGCCUGUGUAUCUCAUUCAGGAAUCAGUCUUGUUACAGGAGAUGACUUUGGCAUGGUUAAGUUAUUUGACUUCCCAUGUCCAGAAAAAUUUGCAAAACACAAAAGGUUCUUGGGUCAUUCGCCCCAUGUGACAAAUAUUCGAUUUACCAGUGGUGAUCGACAUGUUGUUAGUGCUGGAGGUGAUGACUGCAGCUUAUUUGUCUGGAAAUGUGUACAUACACCUCACUGAGAGAUGCUGAGAUGACUACAGAAAUUAACUUUGAGACCAGAAUUACAGAGAAGAAAAACCAAAACCCAACCCUGCAUGGUCAAGUGGUGCUAACCCAAGACUGUAACAGGGAGAAAUGCCCAGAAUCAUCAAAAUAGUGAAAGACUGAUCUGUUCAAAGUAUUUGCUAUAUGCACUGGGUAUAAUCCGUAAUCCAUACACUGCCAGAUAAUGCCAUUUCAAGGAAGGAUUGAAUACUUGAUGGUAAAGGCCAAGUUCCCCUGUAUUGGGA